AGAGAGAAUUAUAGGAGAGCUGCUGACGGCCCAAAAAAAAAAAGAAGAGGGGGUUCUUUUGGUGAUUUUCAGGGAUUCUUUUUGGUCCAUUUUUGAACUUCUUCUGGGUUUUGAAAGCAGUGGAGGGGAGAGAAAGAGCAGCAGAUCCCGGCCGGAUUCCGGCGACAUUGCGGUCUCCCUUAGCUAGGUAACUUCCUGAUCCGAACACGUAAGGGGCGCCUUCGGGUUUUUGCCUCCGGGACUACUCCAAAACGGUGUACCCGGAAGCAUGACGACCUACAAAGCGCCUCUUACGUGCCUGUUUGUUCAUUUGGUGAUGGAUUUUUUGGUUGAAUGUACUGUCCACUUUAAUCUUGAAUAUACAUGCUCAGUUUUAGUUUAUGUUGGUGCAUUUUGAAUGCAAUUAGGCUCCAUUAGGGGAAGAAGUUGAGAUAACUGAAAUGACUCUUGAGAGGUUGGGUGGAGGGGAAGAAGGUGGGAACAUUGAAAUAAAUCCUUUUGAGGAGUUGGAUGGAGGUGGGAACACUGAAAUAAAUCCUUUUGAGGGGUCGGAUGGAGGGGAAGAAGGUGGGAGCAUUGAAAUGACUCCUUCUGAGGGGUCGGGUGGAGAAGAUGAGAUGACUGAAGAUCCUGGCCUUGUGGAAUUGAGAAAGAGCAUUUGCAACGGAGAUCGGGAGGCUGUUGAGCAGUUUUUUGAUCAGGGGCGUCCACUAGGUACAAUAAUAUUAUCAAACGAAGGCUACACUGCUCUUCAUGUUGCAAUACUGGCCGGACAAUAUGGGAUCGCCAAGAAUUUGAUAGAGAAGAUGUCGCUAACAGAUCUGGAAAUAAAGACUGCCAGUGACAGUGGUGGUCACACGGUUCUUACCUUAGUUGCAACGACGGGAAGAACAGACUUGGCAAUGGACAUAGUCCACAAGGACAACGAUUUACUUGUAAUUGAAAAUGGUCGAGGCUAUAUCCCAGUAACUGCCGCAUGUAAUGUGGGCCACAAGAAGAUGACAGAAUACCUUUAUUCUGUGACCCCACUAGAAGUCUUGGCAUCAAAUAAAGGCAAAUAUGGGUUCGAUCUCCUGAGGGCGGGCAUGGAUAACAAUUUUUUAGGUAUUUGCUUGCAUCAACUUCAGUGCAACCCAAAGUUGAUUGUUGCUCCAGACAAAGAAAUGCUGGAAUUUUCUCCUAUUUUUAUAUUGUCACGUCAACCUGAUGCAUUCUAUAGUGGAUCAAAGCUUCGGUUUUGGCACAUAUGGAUUUAUUGUUUGUUAAAGGUAGAGAUGCCCACAAUUUCCUUCGAUGAUGAAGUACGAAUGCAAUUCGAGACCUUAGAGGAAAAAACAUCAAAAUACAAGAGAUUUACUCCUGGAGCAUUUGGUCAACAUCUUACAUUAUGUUUAAUGCCCCAAAAUUUCCCUGGAAUCAAAAAAAGUUAUGAUUUGAAGUCGAGGCAUAUCUAUUCCAAUAAGAUUCUUCAAUGUAUGUGUAAGCAUAUUUCAACAUUAAAAGUUCAAUCUCUUCGGAAUUGUGGAGUGGCUGACGCGAUGUUUAAAGCUACCGAGCAGGGCAAUGUUGAAAUCGUCGUUGAGCUAUUGAAAGUAAUCAAACCACUCAUUUUCUAUAAUGAUGAUGGCAGACACGUUUUCAUGAUAGCAAUCCAAUCUCGUCAAGAAAACAUUUUCAGCCUCCUAUAUGGCAUUAAUGAGGGAUUGAAAGCCCAUAUUCUUAAUCAGACAGAUAAAAAACGGAAUAAUAUGUUACAUGUGGCAGGGGAGAAAGCUCCUCCCUCUCAAGAUACCCGAAUCUGCAGCCCUGCAUUGCAUUUGCAAAGAGAAGUAAAAUGGUUUAAGGAGGUGGAAAGAAUUGUUCCAGAAUGGUGCAAAGAAUCUAAAAAUAAUAAUGGUGAAACCCCUCAUGAAGUAUUUUUAAAGAGCCAUGAAGAUUUAGUGAACGAGGGGGAAAAGUGGAUCAGGAACAUGGCAAAUUCUUUUAUUGUUGCCGCUACUCUCAUUAUUACGGUCACGUUUGCUGCAGCCUGUGCUUUCCCCGGCGGCAAUGCAGAAAAUGGGUCUCCCAAUUUUUUAAAUAAAGGGGCAUUUAUGAUAUUUAUAAUAUUUGAUGGGAUUUCCUUCUUUACUGCAUCAGCUUCAGUCUUAAUGUUUAUGGGAAUCCUAGCAUCGGGCUUCACGCCGGUAGAUUUUCUCGAGUCCUUACCCAGGAAGUUGAUCGGUUUCGUCUCCACUACUCUUUUUUCUAUAGCAGCAAUGGCGGUUAGCUUUUCUGCUGCUCUUUGGAUUGUACUACAACAUCGACUCUGGGCAAUCAUUCCCAUAAUUAUAAUGGCUGGCAUUCCAAUUUUAUUGUUUGUACGGUUGCAGUAUCCCCUCCUUGCCGAACUUUUUAUUUCGACAUAUAAUACGGAGCUAUUUUUUAAGAGAAAAAUGAAGCUUUGGCUGUAGUGGUGAGCCAGUUGAUUGAUUUUUUUGGAACAUAAGCGAGCAGUUUCCCCUUCAAGUUGAAAUCCUUUGGCUUGUUCUUUGGUUAUGUGAGUUGGAACUUUUAAUUUCCCUGUUCUAUUUGGUUGGAUUAUCAGAUUUUCUGCUUUUAAUUAUGAGACUUUGCUCUAUUUACCUUUUCAUUGU
This is a messenger RNA of Rubroshorea leprosula, 2636 nucleotides long. NCBI's taxonomy places the organism in Eukaryota, Viridiplantae, Streptophyta, Magnoliopsida, Malvales, Dipterocarpaceae. The record is from the annotation of a GenBank genome assembly.